AUGUUCUGGGUUCUCCUUCUCUUGUCUCUCCUUCAACUUCUUAAUUCAACACAUGGCGAGUUCUUUCGCUUCCAGAUGCCAGAAGAGGUACCCAUCAAUACUGAAAUUGCCGACUUACCCAGUCUGCUUAAUUUGCAUCUGGCAGAUGAAUCUGCCAGUCCAAAUUAUGUAUUCAAGAUACUUAGCUCAAACUCCAUGAUUAACCAGAUGUUUGCAGUCGAUCAGCGCACAGGAAUGCUUCGUACUAGUGGACCAAUUGAUCGGGAUCAAUUGUGUCAAAGAGCGGAACUUUGUUGCAUAAUGGUGGGCCAGCAUGAUAUUGCAAAUGCGCAUGACAUAAAGAUUGUUGGCAUGGAGGCUGUUCAGUCAAAAUUCGGAAAUCACAUAAUCUCUACUGGGCUCAAAUGCACGCUCGAUUUUCGCAUAGCUUACAGCUCCAAGACUGAUUCUACUUCCUUCGCUUCCAUUCAGAUUGAUUUACUAGACUUAAAUGAUAAUGCCCCGAAGUUUGUCGGAAUUCCUAGCUCCCAGAUCUCUCGAAACUACGAUGGAAGUCUCAUGUAUGUCGUAUCAAUUUCCGAAAACGCACAUAUUGGGUAUCAGUUAACAUUGCCAAUAGCUCAAGACCUGGAUGCUGGAUCCUUUGGAAUUCAAGGAUAUAAGCUAGAGGGACCUUCAACGCAGUAUCUCUCACAUUUUGAGCAUAGAUUCUUCACCAGUUUUCCCUUUGAAUUGAUUUCUACAAGGCGAGAUGAUGGCGUGAUUCUACCGAAGCUGGAGCUGAGAGAACCUCUGGACUUCGAGAAAAGACAGAACUACUACAUUUCACUCGUUGCAUAUGACACUGAUCGUCAUAUGGCCCACUCUUCAGACAUACUUGUUCGUGUAGAUGUGAUUGACGAGAAUGAUAAUCAGCCCAAUGUCACUGUUCGGAAACGCAUACAAAGUGGUUACGACUCAUCCACAAUGGGGCUUGGACACAAUCAACUCAACCUCAGGGAGGAUACACCAGUUGGAACCCUAUUGGCUACCUUCGAAGCCAGAGACGCAGACAGUGGGGAAAACGGUCGGGUUACGUUUGCUUGGGCGGAAACAAUUCCUCCAAGAGUUCAGCGUCUAUUUGAUUUAAAUCCCUCAACUGGGGAAUUGCGACUAGCAGAUCGACUUGAUUACGAUAGCUUGGCAAAGUCCUCUCCAAACAGGGCCUAUAAUUUGAUUGUUGUGGCUUCAGACGAUGGCAGACCAAAUAGACUUUCAACUUCAGCCAGCAUUGUUAUUGAAUUGGUCGAUGUUAAUGAUGAAGAGCCGAAAAUCACUAUAAUGGACUGGGCAAAUCGUAGUCCAACUCAAUUAGAAGUUUUAGAAAAUGCAAGAAGUGAAACAUUCGUAGCUCUGGUGACUGUUCAGGACCUUGAUGGUCCAAACGGACCGAAUGGGCAAUUCUACUGCACCUUGAAUAGCACUCUCUUUAGACUCAUUUCUGCCGAUUCCUUUAUGGGGCACAAAAUGAUUGCAGAUCACGAUGACAUCUCCUUCGUCGGGGGUCACAACUCAGUCGGCGGUGUUGGAAGGGCCGAAUUUCAGCUCGUCACCACCACCAGCUUCGAUAGAGAACAAACACCGAUCCAUACGGUAUCAAUUAGGUGUCGAGACAAAGGAAUCAAUCCCCUAGAAAGUCAAACGACUUUUUCAGUCACUGUGCUGGAUGUGAAUGACAAUCCUCCUCAAUUUCCAGUAAAUCCGCUGACUGUGACAAUUCCAGAGGACGCACAAGUAGGAAGUCUGGUCGUAAACCUCAAUGCCACAGAUCCAGAUCGACCAGACGAUCCCCAUCCACUGACAUACAGUCUCAUCAGCGUUACGGCUCUGUCGACUUCCCAGCCUAUGAGUCCCAUGAACAGUACUCACUUCCGCUUGGAAGGACACACCGGUAGACUUCUGCUGGCAGAACCACUGGAUCGCGAAAUGAACAUGGAAUAUCAAUUGACAAUUCGAGCUACUGACAGAGGUAGUCCAACACCCCUGACCUGCGAUCUCGCCAUGAGAAUUCAAGUUCUUGAUGUAAAUGACAAUGCUCCCGUUUUUGGAAACCCUUCAGGAUAUCGGUUUGUUAUCGAGGAGGAAAAAGAACCUGGCACUGUUGUCGGAGUCGUCUCUGCUACUGAUGCGGAUGAAGGCAAAGAUGGGAAGAUUUCCUACCGUCUUUUUGGAACUGCUGCUGCCGUCCAGCGCGGAUUUACCGUAAAUCCCAAAACAGGUGAAAUAACCACAAAGAUGUCCUUGGAUCGAGAAGUCAAUGCUGUUUAUGAGUUCUUCGUCACAGCGGAAGACUCAAGCUCAUCCAAACGCCUCACUUCAACAGCUAAGGUCGUAGUUGAACUACUAGACAUCAAUGACAAUGAUCCAAAGUUCAUCUACCCAACUCAACCCAAUCACACAAUUCACGCCUCAGCUUACAGCAAAGUUGGAACUCCGAUUGUCAAAUUGACGGUGUUCGAUGCGGACGCGGCAGGAGAACAGGGACUCCUGUUUCUCCUCAAAAACGCCACCUCUCAGGGCUUGUUCUCUCUCAAUCCAAGCACUGGAGAACUCUCUUUCGCUAGAGAAAUUCUUGAUGAUGACAUUGGAAGUCAUUACCUGGAAAUAGAAGCUAAAGAUAAUGGGGUUCCAUCACGAUCGUCUGUCACGUCUAUCACUGUCGUUAUUGAUACCAGAAACCCACAACGAAAUCCCGGAGGGGGCAAAUUGGGUGUUGAUUACGUAAAUAACCCAACGUAUCCAAAAUUAUGGAAUCCAAGUGAUGAAGGCGCUUAUCCGCCAUAUGGUGUGGAUACCAAUCCUGAAAAUUUCCCUCAGCAAGAUACAACGCCAUCUUUUGAUCGUCGGAUUAUUCUCAUCUGCUGUUUGGCUUUCCUGGGUUGUCUACUUCUGGUCGUUUUUGGUGCUAUUCUAAUCAAAUUCCGAUAUCGUUCCUCCCCUGACAACGCCAAUGCCACAAAUCCUAUUAAUUUUGUCCACCCUAAAGAGACGAAGUACAGAGCGGCAACUCUCCAACCGCAGAUCAAUCUACCUGGCAAAGAUAUGAAUCGAUAUGUAUACGGUUGGUCAGCCCAGAGAUCACCGCUUGUAGGCGGACCACGCUCAAGGUCAAUUCAGCAGCAGCAGCAGCAGCAGCAAGAGCAGCUCCUUCGACUCGGUUACGCCAAUGGAACCAGCACUGGCACUUCAAAUGGAGCAGCCAAUUUCGAUAACUUGUUGCAAAUUCGCCUCGCUCGAGGCGAAGCCACCCUCCAGGUGAGACACUCCAGCCUGGAGGGCUACGAGAGACCUCCGCUGCCAGUGGGCGACAGGACCAAUCCGUAUCUCAGCCAGGUGGGACAGGUGAACCGAGUUGGCGGCACGUGGGGCAGCCGCAACGACCGCGGACUCAACAAUUACGAGGCGCCGAGUGAUGCCAGCGGAUACAACAAUAAACUGAGUGCCAGUGGCGGUGGUGGUGGUGGUGGUGGUGUGGCAGGAAUAAUUCUACAGCCUUGUGCCUACAUGCAAGGAGGCCAGUACUACCAGGAUGACUGCAUGCUGGUGGAUGCAGAUGCUGCAGCCGAUGCUGAAACUGGCGUCUUUCUCGCCGGAGGUCGAUCGGGGGAAAGUCGAAAUGCCUACCAAACGCUCUCCAAUGUCACCGCCUCCUCCUCCUCAAGCACCUCGCAUCGUAAGCCAACUGAAAAAACAAAUAGCAAUGAAACUGAUCCAUUUGCGGAUGACGCUGAAGCGGCACCAAGUAGUUUUGAACUCGUCAACAACUCGACGUCCAAGAUGACAUCGACAGCAACGGCGAAAGGAUGGCGAAAGGAUCUGGGAAAGAAGGGCAUAGUUAGUUCCUCUUUUGUCUGA
Rodentolepis nana is the source of this 3894-nucleotide messenger RNA. The record is from the annotation of a GenBank genome assembly. NCBI's taxonomy places the organism in Eukaryota, Metazoa, Platyhelminthes, Cestoda, Cyclophyllidea, Hymenolepididae.